Messenger RNA from Darwinula stevensoni, 1779 nucleotides. NCBI's taxonomy places the organism in Eukaryota, Metazoa, Arthropoda, Ostracoda, Podocopida, Darwinulidae. The record is from the annotation of a GenBank genome assembly.
AUGCGGACAGGCAUGGGCGACUUCUUGACUCCGGUUUUCAUUUCCUGUCUCUUUUGGGCCGGAUCGUUCUCGAAAAUCAUCGUGUAUCAUGCCGUGCACCAAGGGCGAAGAUACGGGAACGCGUCACAGCAGUUCCAAGCGAAGAACCUCGAGGACUGCACCGUGAAGUGCGCGAGGACGAACCCGUCCGGGCCUUUCCUGGCUUUCAACUUCAGGGAACGGGAUGGGUUCUGUCAGCUGAUUCACAAUGAGAAGAGCGGUCUCGUUCCCUCGGAUGGCUACCAGGCAUACGUACAAUUUCUGUGCCUGACGGACUACCCGAGGAUCGAGCACGCGACGGAAUCCUUCGUGGGCUGGUCGGGUCAUCAUCCGGCCCCACCCAGUGGGGAGGUGAGCUUCGCUUGCAUUCAGCGGCGAGGGUUCGUGGAUGGCUGGAAGGAGCACCGUGCCUCCUGUUCCUCGACUGAAGCGGAUUCCUGGAGAGCGACGUUCACCGAAGGCGAAAGGAACCUCUGUCCUCGUGCAAAUGAACUGGAUUAUCCCGAAUGCCGACUGACGGAGAUGGGGAAAGAAUACAUCGGGACCGUGAGCGUGACGGAAAACGGAAAACCCUGCCUCAGAUGGGAUUCCCCGGAUGUGAAAUUGACAUUCCGCACAGCAGGGAAGGGAUUCUAUGAAAGCAUGUUCUUCGAAGAGCAUUUCCUCAACCAGGAUCCGUCCUCCCACGAGAAUUUCUGCCGGAACCCAUCGACGAACGAUAUGCCAUGGUGUUUCGUCGAUGAUGGCGGCUUGACGUGGGAGUAUUGCUGGAUUCCCUUUUGUGAUGAUCUAAGUGCACCUGAAUGCAAAAUGACUCAAAAGGGAGCAGAAUACUUGGGCACACAAAAUAAGGCCAUUUCUGGCUCUCCGUGUCUCGCGUGGCUUGGUGAGCAGGGUCUGAGUCCGGAAUUUAGGUUUGCGAUUAAGGGACAGGCAUUCCCCGAUUUCAUCACGGAUGAGCACAACUACUGCAGGAACCCGACCGGAAGGCCAGGCGGUCCUUGGUGCAAAGUUCCAGGCUCUGAGGAGAAUUGGGAGUAUUGCGAUGUGCGAUUCUGUGCCAUGGAAGAUGCCGAGAGGACAUGCGAGACGGAGGAUCGAUGCUCGUCGAAGCCCCUGGAAUGCCGAUUGACUGAGAUGGGGCUGGAGUAUGUGGGAUUCAAGAACGUUGAUGCGGACGGUCGGAAUUGUCAACCCUGGUUGGGUCGGGCGAACGACAAGCGAGUCUCAUUCAUGGACAUAAUGUUCAUCCCUGAUGAAGGCGUUGACAGUAGUCACAACUACUGUCGCAAUCCUGACGCUAACCUGUACGGCCUCUGGUGCUUCAUUGAAGAGGGAACUGGCGAAAGAUGGGGACAUUGCAUGGUCCCUUUCUGCUACCAAUUGUAUGAGCGCUUCGCCGUCGAAGGUAAACCGGCGGAAGGAUACCCAGAAUGCUUGCAGACCGCGAUGGGGAAGGAAUACAUAGGAACGACAAGGACAACAAAGACCGGAAAGCACUGUCUCCGAUGGGAUUCCCAGCCCUAUGGAAAACCUGAGGACUUCGUCACAAAUGCAACUUAUGAAGAUCACUUCCGAUUUGGCAAUCCCACGUUGCACCAGGAUUUCUGCAGAAACCCGACGUUCAGGCAGCAACCCUGGUGCUUCGUCGCAGAUCCAGACAUCGAAUGGGAAUUUUGCCAAAUUCCCUUUUGCCCCAACUACCCCAGUGAGCCCACUCCAAUCCACGAAGCCCUGUAG